Molecule: messenger RNA, 3342 nt
Organism: Poecile atricapillus (Black-capped chickadee)
Lineage: Eukaryota; Metazoa; Chordata; Aves; Passeriformes; Paridae
Product: pendrin-like
Exons: 20
Coding region: 55-2394 (779 amino acids)
Biological process (GO): transmembrane transport
Cellular component (GO): membrane
Molecular function (GO): chloride transmembrane transporter activity; bicarbonate transmembrane transporter activity; oxalate transmembrane transporter activity
Source: RefSeq, a predicted model, not a curated record
CGGCGGGGCCGGCAGGGGGGGCCGCGCUCGCCGCCCGCCGGCUCAGGCGGGGCCAUGGCCGCGGGCGGGCGGGCGGCAGAGCCGCUGCCCGAGCUCAGCCACUACGUGGUGGCGCGGCCCAUCUACAGCGAGCCCGGCUUCCAGGAGGAGAACGAGCGGCGGCCGCCGCUGCCGCCCACGCUCCGCGAGCGGGCGCAGGCGGCCUGCAGAUGUUCAAGGAAAAGGGCCUUUCAGAUUGCCAAGUCCUUUCUGCCCAUCCUGGACUGGCUGCCCAACUACCGGGUGAAAGAGUGGCUGAUCAGCGACAUCAUCUCGGGGCUCAGCACCGGCCUCGUUGCCACCCUGCAAGGUUUGGCAUAUGCUUUGCUGGUUGCAGUCCCUGUUGGAUAUGGUCUCUAUUCUGCUUUUUUCCCCAUCCUGACAUACUUUUUCCUGGGAACAUCAAGGCACAUCUCAGUUGGUCCAUUCCCAGUAGUCAGUUUGAUGGUGGGAUCUGUUGUAUUGAGCAUGGCCCCUGAUGAGAAUUUUCUCAUAGAAGGCAGUAAUGCUACAGGGACUAAUGGCACUGGGGCACUGAUAGACACUGAAUCCAGAGAUGCACAGAGAGUACUGAUUGCUAGCACUCUCACAUUCCUGGUUGGAAUUUUACAGGUUAUAUUUGGAGUUCUCCAGAUUGGUUUCAUUGUGAGGUACCUUGCAGAUCCACUAGUUGGCGGAUUCACUACUGCAGCUGCUUUUCAAGUGCUUGUGUCACAACUGAAAAUAGUUCUGAAUGUUUCAACUAAAAAUUAUAAUGGUGUCCUUUCCAUAAUAUAUACUCUUGUUGAAACAUUUGAAAAAAUUGGUACCACCAACAUUGCAGAUCUUAUUGCUGGACUCCUCACCAUUUUUGUCUGCAUGGUAGUUAAAGAAAUAAAUGAUCGGUUCAAACACAAGAUACCUAUACCCAUACCCAUAGAAGUUAUUGUGACAAUAGUGGCCACUGGCAUUUCAUAUGCUGCUGACUUGGAAAAAAAGUACAAUGCAGGCAUUGUCAAGAGCAUUCCAAGAGGAUUUUUGCCUCCUGAGCCUCCAAAUGUCAGCCUGUUUUCCCAGAUGAUUGCAGCCUCCUUUUCCAUUGCUAUUGUUGCUUAUGCUAUUGCUGUAUCUGUGGGGAAGGUAUAUGCAACCAAGUAUGACUAUGCUAUUGAUGGAAACCAGGAAUUUAUUGCCUUUGGGUUCAGCAACAUUUUUUCAGGUGCCUUUUCUUGUUUUGUUGCAACUACUGCUCUUUCACGGACUGCAGUCCAAGAAAGUACUGGUGGAAAGACUCAGGUUGCUGGUAUAAUCUCAGCUGGGAUCGUUUUGAUUUCUAUUGUUGCCCUGGGGAAAUUGCUGGAACCCUUACAAAAGUCUGUGUUGGCAGCUGUAGUCAUAGCUAACUUGAAAGGGAUGUUCAUGCAAGUGUUUGAUGUUCCCCGUCUAUGGAGACAGAAUAAAGUGGAUGCUAUGAUCUGGGUUUUUACAUGUAUAGCAUCCAUCAUUCUGGGACUUGAUUUGGGAUUACUUGCUGGCCUUUUGUUUGGAUUGCUGACAGUUGUGCUGAGAGUUCAGUUUCCUUCAUGGGGAGGCUUUGGAAACAUUCCUGGCACAGACAUCUACAAGAAAGUCAAGGACUACAAAAAUGUUAUAGAACCAGAAGGUGUGAAGAUUCUCAAGUUUUCAAGUCCAAUUUUUUAUGCUAACAUUGAUGGACUGAAAAGCAGCCUCAAAUCCACAGUGGGAUUUGAUGCAGUCAAGGUAUAUAAUAAAAGACUCAAAGCACUGAGGAAAAUACAAAAGCUAAUCAAGAAGGGAAAAUUAAAAGCUACAAAGAAUGGUAUCAUCAGUGAGCCUGGUAUUAAUAAUGAAGCUUUUGAGACUGAUGAGGAACCUGAAGACAACCACGAUCUUCAAGUUCCCACCAAAGAAGUGGAGAUCCAGGUGGACUGGAAUUCAGAACUCCCAGUCAAAGUAAACAUCCCCAAGGUGCCCAUCCACAGUCUCAUUCUUGAUUUUGGAGCAGUAACCUUCUUGGAUAUUGUAGCUGUGAGAUCAAUAAAAACGAUAAUUAAAGAGUUUGAGAGAAUUGAUGUGAGAGUAUACUUUGCUUCAUAUCAAGACAAUCUUAUAUCUCAGCUGGAACGGGGUGCCUUUUUUGAUGACACUGUCAGAAAAGACAUAUUUUUCUUGACUGUCCAUGAUGCUGUGCUCUACAUAAGGAAUCAAAUGACAUACAGUGACAACCAGGACCCUAUAUUUGAGAAGAUUUCACUCAUGCAGGAGUCUAAAGAACCCAUAGAGUUCACAGAAGCCAGCCAGCCUGAUGAUGAACUUGAUGUUCAGGAAGAGGCUAUGCGCCGACUUGCUUCCUGAAGGACUGCUGGCACUGUCCUGCCUGUGAGCGCACAGCAAUAUUCAUGCACCAGUACUAUCUAUACCAGCAUUUUCUGCUAUGAAACCAAUCUUUGCACUUGAAGAAAACCCUGAUUGUUUGUCUGAAUGAUACAGAUCUCUAUAACUCUCCAAAUUUUAGCUAACAUUAUCCCAGAAAUAUUCUGGACCUUGAUUCUGCAAGCACUUUCUGCUAUGAUAUAUAUUAAUAAAAAAGAAAAUCAGAAGACUAUUGUGAAAGAUGUACUCAGUUUUGGGACUAGUCAGGCAGAAGUUGCACUACACUUUUAUCAGUGUGUACAGGAUGAAAAGCUGCUCUGUUGUCUCCCCAGGAGAGUGGAAGAGACCAAAAUCUUUGGAUGGCAAGCCUUCUGUUCAGUAUUUUUACAAAGCCUAGUGAAAGGGCAGGAGCUCUAGCUGGCCAAGGCUUUGAAUUUUAGAACAUGAGUGUGAGAAGAUGUGCUGUCAAGCCUUGAAAAAUGUAUCAUGAUCAUUUUUUUCAAGCAAUUCCUUAAAUUGCUGCAGGUAGUUGGAUCACUGAAAGAGGUAACAGGUGAAACUGUCACAUGAACAGGAAACAGCACUGAACUAUAGGAAGUUUCAAAUAGUAAGUUCCUAAAGACCUUUGGAUAUGGGUUCCUUAGUUCUGUAUUAAUCCCACUGUAGCAAGCCUUGCAGUACUAUUAAUGAUUGUACCUUAAAUGAAGGACAGACAGAUUAUUUUGGCUAGAUUACAUAAUCUUCAUGAAGAGACAGAUCAUGACAUAAAUUAAGGAAAACCUUAGUCCCUGGGUACUUAAUGGAAUCUGUAAAACAGGCUGAUACUGAGUGCAAGCAAGAAAGUCAGAAUGUGACCCAGUAUUGAGGUUUGGGGUUUUUUUAAUGGAAUAUAGCUGUAUUUUUUGUUUAAUGAAUAGUUAUAUUUUUAUA